Molecule: messenger RNA, 1498 nt
Organism: Theobroma umbraticum
Lineage: Eukaryota; Viridiplantae; Streptophyta; Magnoliopsida; Malvales; Malvaceae
Product: monooxygenase 1-like
Molecular function (GO): FAD binding
Source: RefSeq, a predicted model, not a curated record
GGCAGCCACUUUUAAAAAAGAAAACAAGGUCUGAAACAAUCUUUAAUGGGAGAUGGCAGUUGCUGCCGGAUAGAUAUUUCAGUUCUGUGAACAGUGUCUUCAUCAGUUUCGUGUGGCCUUCAACUUUUUUCUCUUGUCCAUGUGUUUUUCUGUGUUUUGGUUGUUGGCAUCAAAGCAAGUUGGCAAGGCAGAAAGUGAAGCAGGUGAUCGGGCGAGCCAUGUAUAUGUAUAUGUUUCUCUUGAGGGAAAGAAGCAACUGAAGAAGAAUAAAGAUCAGUAAACAGAGAAGAGAGUGAUGGAAAGGGGCGAGGAAGAAAAGAUUGUCAUUGUCGGUGGUGGAAUAUGCGGCCUUGCCACGGCUCUUGCUCUUCACAGGAAAGGGAUUGAAAGUAUAGUGUUGGAAAGAUCAGAAAACUUGCGAGCAACAGGAGCUGCCAUCAUAGUGCAACCAAAUGGGUGGCGUGCAUUGGAUCAACUUGGCAUUGCUUCCAAACUUAGGCAAACUGCUCUUUCUAUACAAUCGGGACAAUACAUUACAGUUAAAGAUGGCAAGAAGAAAGAUUUGCCUGUUGGGGAUGUUGGAGAAUUAAGAUGCUUGAAACGGACUGACCUCCUCAAUGCAUUAGCUGAGAAUCUGCCUGCAGAUACUGUCCACCUCGGAUGCAAGGUGAUGUCCAUAAAAUUAGAUCCCUCAACGUCCUAUCCGAUUCUUCAAUUGCAGGAUGGAAGUGUGCUAAUGGCCAAGGUUGUGAUCGGAUGUGAUGGUGUGAACUCUACCAUUGCAAACAUUCUUGGACUCAACUCCACGAGGCUUUUCUCCACAAGUGUUAUUAGGGGCUUCACAAAUUAUGAAACAGGUCAUGAAUUUGGCGGUGCCUUCCUCGUUUUCAGCAAAGAUGAUGUUCAGCUGGGACUUUUGCCUGUCACUGAGAAGCUAGUGUAUUGGUUUGUAACUAGGAAACAAACUUCUCAAGAUUCAAAGGCUUCGAAAUCUCAAACUCUGAUCAAAGAGUUAACUGUGGAAGCAAUGAAGGACUUCCCCAUCCACAUAAUGGAGAUGGUAAAGGACAGCGAUGUGGACUCCCUGCAUCUGACGGAUUUGAGGUUCCGAGCACCAUGGGAUUUGCUUGGAUCAAAUCUUCGUAGAGGGAGUGUGACACUGGCAGGAGAUGCCAUGCAUGCCAUGGCUCCAUUCCUCGCGCAAGGUGGCUCAGCAUCUCUAGAAGACGCAGUCGUGCUUGCAAGAUGCUUAUCACAAAACCAAACCAUGCGCGUUGAUGAAAAACAAGCGAAAACAAUGAUUAACGUGGAGGCGGCAUUGGAUCAAUAUGCUAAAGAGCGAAAAAUGAGAGUGUUUUGGUUGUCGCUGGAAACUUUUCUUAUCGGGACCAUGCUCGAUACUUCAACCCUACUGGUAAAAAGCUUAUGCAUUAUCUCUCUAAUGGUCCUCUUUAGAGACAAGAUUGCCCACACCCGCUACGAUUGUGGUCGUCUCUAA